This is a messenger RNA of Leptopilina boulardi, 2796 nucleotides long. Its product is annotated as low density lipoprotein receptor adapter protein 1-like. The transcript has 7 exons. Bases 439 to 1383 code for a protein of 314 amino acids. The record is from RefSeq and is a predicted model, not a curated record. NCBI's taxonomy places the organism in Eukaryota, Metazoa, Arthropoda, Insecta, Hymenoptera, Figitidae.
UGAUGUCUGGUUGCAUUUCGUAUUCGCAAGUCAAAGCGCGUAGACGCUUUUUUCCUCAUUUUUUUUUUAUAAGUAAAAAUCUCUUUUUUUGUGUGUUUGGUAUUGGAUACGCGCUUUUCUUAUAUCUAAUGCACAUAUGAAUCGCAAUCGUGUGGUUUCUCAUCGUUUAUUGUAUAUAUCCAGAGUAUAGAGAAAUCAUUAUAGGGUGAACAAAACUUUUUUUUUUCCUCUCUCAUCUUCUUUUUUUUUCUAUAUACUUGAACCACAUACACCAUUCUUCAUUUGUCGCAUCUUGACAAGAUAAGGCAGACAUGCCAUUCUUCAAGAAACUCAAAAGAUUUUCCCGUCAUAAAAUUGGGUAUAUCACGUGUCACGUGCGAUUAGUGCGAGGAAAACAUUUCACAAUUUUUGAAUAUUGUAUUGCGCUGGGCAGCGAGAAUGUCUUUUUUGCGGGGAUUAUGGAAAAGCAAUUCUAAACAUAAAAAACUAUGCGAAGAAUGGGCUUUGGCAAAUAGUCGAGAAUGUGUUGAGAAAAGCGGUGUCUUGAGUACAGGACACGAGACUGAUGAUGCUUCAGAGGCAAGAUUUACUCUUAAAUAUUUAGGAAGCACCUUGGUUGAGACACCUUCCAAUGAAGAGGCAACUGCCGAAGCCAUAAAAACGAUUAUUACAAUGGCAAAAGUCAGCAGCAGAAAGUUGCAAAGGGUUUCUCUGGCGAUCAGUUUAAGAGGAAUCAGAAUGACUGAUCUUGCAACGGAGGAAGAUCAACUCCAGGUUUCCAUUUACAGAAUCUCGUAUUGUUCGGCGGACGCAACUCACGAUCAUGUAUUUGCAUUUAUUGCAACAAAUCUCAAUGAAACAAUGGAGUGUCAUGCAUUUUUGUGUCCAAAACGAAAAAUGGCACAAACAGUGACAUUGACUGUUGCACAAGCAUUUAAUACUGCCUAUGAGGCUUGGCAAUUGUCACAAAAUGAUCCUCGACUUCAUCACACCAAGGAUAAAAGUCCAUCACUCACUGAAAGUAUAAUUAUUGAAUAUGAAGAGAAGGCAACAAAAGAAAAUAAAUCCAAUGAAAAUCAAAAUGAACAAAAUAAAAAAAUAAAGAAAAAUAAUAAUAGUAGUAAUGAACCGCAAAAAAAUUUACUCAUUGAUCUCACUAAUGACGUGAAACCCAAGGAAAAUUCAUGGGUUUCUUUUGAAGAUGAUGUGUCAGAGUGUAAAAAAAUUGAAAAAAAUAGUCCCGCAAAUAAUAUUCCAAUGACAACAUUGAGGCAUGCAACGUCAUCAACUCCAUCGCAUCAUGUUGUACCGAGACCAUCGCCUGGAUUCAAAAUGCAAAAUGCUUGGGGCGAAUCUCGUUCACUUGAUUUAAUGUGCUCGUAGCAAUCGUAGCUUACGGCCGAUAGCUUUCAAGACGUUCCUCUAAUCACGGGUCUUUGGAAGCAACUUCUUACUAUUAAUCAGACCAAAAAGACCAAACAAUAGUUGAAAAAUUUUCAAUCACAAAAAGAACAAAAAAAAGCAUACGGUAAAUAAUUUUUUUCAAUUUAUUUACUUUCUUUUUUAAAAAAAAUGCCAGAGCAUAAUUUUUUUAAAAUUAAUUUUUUCUAAUUUUUUUCUUCAAUUUCUUUUUAAAAUGACAGAAAAUAAUUUUUUUCUUUACUUUUUUUUUUAAAUGCCAAAAAAUAAUUUUUCUAAUUUUUUUUAAAUGUUUUUAAAUUUUUUGAAAAUUAAAUUUUCUAAUUUUAUAAAAAUAAUUAAAAAUUUUUUUUUUUUGAAAAUCUCAUUCAAAAAUUAAAAUUAACUCAGUUUUAAAAAUCAAUUAUCGAAUUGUUUCGCUUUAUUAAAUUUUUAUUUAUUUCGAAAAUUAGAAAUAAUUGUAAGUAUAAAAAUAUUAUUCUUUUUAAAUUUUGAAUCUUUUUUUCUUAUUUCUAACGCUAUUUAGAAAUUAUCAAUAGCUAAAAAAAAAAUUCUUAAAAUUUAAUGGACUUCGAUUAAUUAAUAAAAAAUUGAGAAUUUGUUUAAUAUAAAAAGUUUUUAUUUAUCAAAAAGAAAUUACUCUCUGGCUAUUUUAACAAAUUUUUUUAUAUUUCGAAUUGUUUUCAAAUUUUUAAAUAUUUUUCAAAUAUCGAAAUUUUUCAUGGGAUUUUUUUUCCAAAUUUUCUAUAAAAAAAAAAACUUGCUUUAUUAAACUGUUUCUUUUUUUAAUGGAAAAAUAAUAUAUUCUUUCAACUAAUUAUAAUUUACAAUGAAGGUUUUUUUUUCAAACGAAAAAAAUUACAAUUUAAAAAAUAUCUAAAAAUAAAACUAACAAAAGAAAUACAGAAGAAUUGUAUUGCCAAAAAUCGUGUUUUUUUAAAAUUAAAAAAAAUUUGAAUUUAUUUUCGUAGAUAAUUUAUGUAUAAUUUAAAAACGAUCGAAUUUUAUAAAAUGAGAUUAAAUUUCUAAAGCUGAUAAAAAAAAUAAAACUUUUUCAACUUAGGGGGUAAAAAGUGUGAACAUUCUCGAAUCUUAUAUAUAAACUAGCAUCAAAAGGAGAUUUUUCUCUUUAAACGACUUCUUUUUCUUUUCGAUCUGAAAAAGAAACAACUAGAGAGAGGGGUUUAUACUCGUGAGUCCUCGACAAGUUGUGAACCUAGAUAAAUAAAACUUUUAUUAUUAACUUCCAAUUUCUUGAAAAAUUUUUAUAUGAAGUUAUACUCUUUUUUUUAUGCAAAAUAGCAAUUGUCCUUUUAGAAUACAAUUUUCGAGGGAUUAAUAAUUAAUAAUAGAGAAUAAAAUUUUUUUAAGAUUAAA